This is a messenger RNA of Plasmodium vivax (malaria parasite P. vivax), 1411 nucleotides long. RefSeq lists its product as hypothetical. The transcript has a single exon. Lineage: Eukaryota; Apicomplexa; Aconoidasida; Haemosporida; Plasmodiidae. The record is from RefSeq and is a predicted model, not a curated record. Gene Ontology annotation, cellular component: cytosol. The coding region runs from base 155 to 1264 and encodes 369 amino acids.
GGACACGCGAGCUGCAAGCAACAAGCGAUAAGCAAUAAGCGGCAAUCAACAAGCGGCGUGUGCGCAUUGCGGUGUCCACACAGCUGCCUAUGCAGAGCUGCCCCCCCACAGCCACCUAUACAGAACUGCUCCGACAAAACUGCCCCCAAACAACAUGGCCACGAGCACCCUGGCGGAGGAAACCCACUGCUACAACGGAAACAUCAAGGAUGGGCUGUUCCACGGGCACGGAAUUCUGAUGUACUCCCGGAAUGAAAAGUACGAAGGGGAUUUCGUUUACGGGAAGAGGGAAGGCAAGGGAAAGUUUACCUAUGCCGACGGUGCAACCUACGAAGGGGACUGGGUUGACGAUAAGAUCCAUGGGAAAGGAACAGCCAAGUUUGUCAGCGGAAAUGUGUACGAAGGGGAAUGGGACAAUGGAAAGAUAAACGGUUUUGGAAUUCUAAAGUAUAACAAUGGAGACAUCUACGAAGGUGAAUGGUUAGACGGGAAAAUGCAUGGCAGGGGUACCUACACAUAUGAAGAUGGGGAUAUAUAUGUAGGUGAGUGGAAGAAUGAUAAGAGGCAUGGCAAGGGCUGUGUUAAGUACAAAGGGAGUGAAAAUAAAAUCGCAGAGACGUAUGAAGGGGAUUGGUUUGAGGGGAAGAUGCAAGGAAAAGGGACGUACUUUUUUGCUGAUGGAGGGAUAUACGAAGGCGAUUGGAUUGAUGGGAAAAUGGAAGGGAAAGGAGUUUACAAGUUUUUAAAUGGUAAUAAGUAUGAUGGGGAUUGGUCUAAUGAUAUGAAAAAUGGCUACGGCAUAUUGACGUAUGUGAAUGGCGAAAUGUACGAGGGGUACUGGAAGGACGAUAAGGUGCAUGGGAAGGGAACACUCACUUAUAGUAGGGGAGAUAAAUACAUAGGGGAAUGGAAGUUUGCCAAAAAAUCUGGGCAAGGAGAACUGAUUUACGCUUCAGGGGAUAAAUUCAAAGGGGAAUGGAAAAAUGAUAAGGCCAACGGAUUUGGCGUUCUGCUAUACUCCAAUGGGAACAAAUACGAAGGGGAGUGGGUUGAUGACCAGAGACAUGGGUUUGGGACGUUCACUUGCAAGGAAGAUGGUAGCGUCUACGCCGGGCACUUUGCUUUCAAUCGGAAGGAGGGCAGGGGCACGCUGACCUUCGUCGACGGCAACGUGUUGGAGGGCCUGUGGACCAUGGGCGUGCUCACCAAGGUCAGCAAGUUUCAGCUGGCCCCCACUUCGCCCUGGCACGACCCGGACCUGUGAGGGUGCGGUGUAGUGGUGUAGCCGUGGAGCGGCGGAGCGGCCGGCACAGCAGUUCGCACAUCAUUUGCUACGUUGCAGUCUGCCUGGGGUCCGCUUCACCCCGAAGCGUCACUUCAUCAGGGGCCAAGAAGUACCCUCAGGUUUGUC